Dama dama (fallow deer) is the source of this 1134-nucleotide messenger RNA. RefSeq names its product forkhead box L2 (gene FOXL2). Gene Ontology annotation, molecular function: DNA-binding transcription factor activity, RNA polymerase II-specific; RNA polymerase II cis-regulatory region sequence-specific DNA binding. The transcript has a single exon. Gene Ontology annotation, biological process: anatomical structure morphogenesis; regulation of transcription by RNA polymerase II; cell differentiation. Bases 1 to 1134 code for a protein of 377 amino acids. NCBI's taxonomy places the organism in Eukaryota, Metazoa, Chordata, Mammalia, Artiodactyla, Cervidae. The record is from RefSeq and is a predicted model, not a curated record.
AUGAUGGCCAGCUACCCCGAGCCCGAGGACGCCUCGGGGGCCCUGCUGGCCCCGGAGACCGGCCGCGCAGCCAAGGAGCCCGAGGCGCCGCCGCCGCCCAGCCCGGGCAAGGGCGGCGGCGGCGGUGCGGGGACAGCACCGGAGAAGCCGGACCCGGCGCAGAAGCCCCCAUACUCGUAUGUGGCACUCAUCGCCAUGGCGAUCCGCGAGAGCGCCGAGAAGAGGCUCACGCUGUCCGGCAUCUACCAGUACAUUAUAGCCAAGUUCCCGUUCUACGAGAAGAACAAGAAGGGCUGGCAGAAUAGCAUCCGCCACAACCUCAGCCUCAACGAGUGCUUCAUCAAGGUGCCGCGCGAGGGCGGCGGCGAGCGCAAGGGCAACUACUGGACGCUGGACCCGGCCUGCGAGGACAUGUUCGAGAAGGGCAACUACCGGCGCCGCCGCCGCAUGAAGCGGCCCUUCCGGCCGCCGCCCGCGCACUUCCAGCCGGGCAAGGGGCUCUUUGGGGCCGGAGGCGCUGCGGGUGGCUGCGGCGUGGCGGGCGCAGGGGCAGACGGCUACGGCUACCUGGCGCCCCCCAAGUACCUGCAGUCCGGCUUCCUCAACAACUCGUGGCCGCUGCCGCAGCCGCCUUCGCCCAUGCCCUACGCCUCCUGCCAGAUGGCGGCGGCCGCCGCGGCGGCUGCAGCGGCCGCGGCAGCCGCGGGCCCGGGCAGCCCCGGCGCGGCCGCGGUGGUCAAGGGGCUGGCGGGCCCGGCCGCCUCGUACGGGCCGUACUCGCGCGUGCAAAGCAUGGCGCUGCCUCCCGGCGUAGUGAACUCGUACAACGGUCUGGGAGGCCCGCCCGCCGCGCCUCCGCCGCCGCCGCACCCCCACUCACACCCGCACGCACACCAUCUGCACGCGGCCGCCGCACCCCCGCCGGCCCCGCCGCACCACGGGGCCGCCGCGCCGCCCCCGGGCCAGCUCAGCCCAGCCAGCCCGGCCACCGCCGCGCCCCCGGCGCCCGCGCCCACCAACGCACCCGGCCUGCAGUUCGCCUGCGCCCGGCAGCCCGAGCUCGCCAUGAUGCAUUGCUCUUACUGGGACCACGACAGCAAGACCGGCGCGCUGCACUCGCGCCUCGACCUCUGA